GUCUUGCACCUCAACUCUACUAGUCUAGGGUUUUUCACAGAAGCAUCCCCACGAUAUUUUCUCCAUCCCAAAAAAGAAAAAGGGAAACAGAAUAGGUUUUGAUUUGUUGGAUUUGUUUUCCUUUUCUCGGAAAAUCUGUUGGAUUUGGAUGCGGAUUUCUCGGUGCCGUGUUUGCUUGGGGUGAUAAUCGAUGGUUCAGUUAAUGGAAUCGGGUAAUCUGCCGGCCGAAACCGAAAUUAUGUCGUCGAGUGGGAAAAAGGUGACGGUGAAACUAGAGAUCGCGGAGGAUCCCUUAGAGGAAGAUCAUGAGCCUCUCAACAAGCGAUACAAGCCAUCGCAAGCUGUUCAACAGCAGUGGGGUGCGGGUGCUAAUGCAUUUCCAAUUCCUCCUGCGCACAAUCCGCUGGAUGAGCCUAGCCCGCUGGGAUUGCGGCUGAGAAAAAGCCCGUCCCUUUUAGACUUGAUCCAAAUGAGGCUCGCUCAAGCAGGUGCUUCAGUUCUUGGAUCUGAACAGACUGAAAGUAAUAACUCAGGAGUUAAGAAGGAGACUAAUACUACUGCUGCUUCAGGCAUCACAGAUAAGCUGAAGGCUUCAAACUUUCCUGCUUCUAUUUUAAGGAUUGGGAACUGGGAGUAUAAGUCGAGGUAUGAAGGGGAGUUGGUCGCAAAGUGUUACUUUGCUAAACACAAGCUUGUUUGGGAAGUUCUUGAAGGUGGUCUGAAGAGUAAGAUAGAAAUCCAAUGGUCAGAUAUUAUGGCUCUGAAGGCCAACUGUCCUGAUAAGGCACCUGGGACAUUGACCGUUGUGCUUGCUAGACAGCCUCUUUUCUACAGGGAGACUAAUCCACAGCCCCGAAAGCACACCUUAUGGCAAGCAACAGCAGAUUUUACUAAUGGACAGGCUAGCAUACACAGGCAACAUUUUCUGCUAUCUCCCCAGGGGCUGUUAAAUAAACAUUUUGAAAAGCUUAUCCAGUGUGACAUGCGUUUGAGCUUUUUAAGUCGACAGCCGGAGAUAAUUUUGGAAUCACCAUAUUUUGAACAGCGUUCAUCUGUUUUUGAGGAUCCUGAUGAAUCAAAAGGUCAAGAUCUUAAUCAAGUGGAGACUGUUAAAGGAUCCUCUGAUUCUGGUUUCCAAGAUAUUGCAUCACCGUCUGCAGCUCACUCAUCUUCCUUAGAGAUUGAAAAGGGGGAUCAUGCUGGUACAUCAUCAGAGCACAUGUCCCGAGAAGCUCCUUCUCCUAGCUCAGUGAUGGACACUCGUGCAAUUGAAGGGAGUGGAAUUUGUGAAGCUGUUGAUUCAAAGGGGCCAAGGAAUUGGGACCAGAUCAAAGUGCCUGGCUUGCACCCUUCUAUGUCGAUGAGUGAUCUCAUGAAUCACAUUGGGAACUGUAUUUCAGAACAAAUGACCUCGGGAUAUCCACCAUUUUCUGCUGAUGGAUCAGAAUGCCAGGACAUACUGGAGGACAUUGCAGAGUACCUUCUUAGUGACACCCAACUAACGACAUCCUCUGAUGAGAAAAGGCUUAUGGCGAGGGUCAAUUCUCUCUGUUGUCUCUUACAGACGGACCCUGCUUCAACCCAGAACUUGCAAGUUAAUGAUGAACGUUGCUUUGGAGAAUCAGAAAAUGGGAAAGGGGUUCAGCUAAACCCCACUAAUGAGCUGUUGCAAGAAAACAAGAGUAAAAUUGAUACAAAAGAUCCUGAAGUGAUUGUGAAGGAUGUGUCUGGCAGCAAGCAAGCACCAGGGAUGUCAAGGAAAGACUCAUUCGGCGAGCUGCUGCUUCAUCUCCCUCGAAUUGCAUCUCUUCCAAAGUUCCUAUUUAAUAUUUCUAAAGAAGAUGAUGGUUAGAGUCAAGCUAGAUGGUUGAUAUUGGCGUUUAUUAGUUUAAUGGAUGAGAAAUCAAGCUCCGUAGUGAAUCUCCAUCUUUCUCUAUCUCUUGUGAAGUGGAAAUGCAUGGUUACUGGCUGUCUAAUGCAUCCAGUGUUUCUGAUUUGCAUUCAUUAAAGACUUGGAGAAGCUCUGGGUUCCGAAAUUUGUAUAGAUGAAGAAUCCUUGUAAAUAUCAUUUGUAAAAAUCUGGAGCAGUGUCGUGGGUGUAUUGUUGGCUGCUGUUCAUUUUGCAUUAAAUGCACAGUUCCCCUAUUUAUAAGCACGCAAAGCUGACACUUCUGGAAUUCUACUAGCCUUUCUGGACUAGAUUCUGUGUGCUUUACACCUCAUGUUUCCUGAACAGAAGCCUAUUACCAGUUUCUGUAGCUGUUAAUGCCUGUCAUCGGACAAGACAGUCGAAUCAAUGUGCUUCUCUUAUCCACAGUUCGGAGGGUAAAGAACAAGAUGCUGCUUAUAGCUCAGUAGAAUUUGCUCUGUAUAUAUGGUGAAACAGUAAUUCUUCAGUGAUUUUGAAGCCUUUGGUAUAGCGACUGUAAUGGGUAUGCUAUUAUUAUUCUCUAGAAAAUCUAAAUGUGAAUAUUUUUCUUGUAUUAAGUAUUGGUAUUUGUUGAAUAUGGUUUUGCUCCA
Manihot esculenta (cassava) is the source of this 2520-nucleotide messenger RNA. RefSeq lists its product as uncharacterized. The coding region runs from base 191 to 1852 and encodes 553 amino acids. Lineage: Eukaryota; Viridiplantae; Streptophyta; Magnoliopsida; Malpighiales; Euphorbiaceae. The transcript has 6 exons. The record is from RefSeq and is a predicted model, not a curated record.